UACAAAAAAAUUUUUGUUCAAGGAUGUCUUUCUCGAAUUUCAUCAGGAGGAGAUCAUCUCGAAUUUCCUGCACGUGUCCAUUCCGUCGCAACCUCUGUUUAAACAAUUCGAAGCCCAUACACACUCAAACUGUUCGAUUCAGCUCGUCGAGUUGCCUCGAUCCAAACGAGGGCAUUAUUACUCGAGAGGGUUUUGGCCGAAGCUAUACACAGUCCUGCGACUGUGGGUGGAUCACGGUGGAUCGGGGAUCUACUUCAAGGCUGUCCGCGGACUGCGGAUUGCGUAAAUUGCGUGGUUUUUUGACUUGCGGAUUGCAUCUGCGAAAAUUUUUUUCGCUUGCAUACAGCCCUGAUCUAUCUACCACCCCCCCCCCCUAA
This is a messenger RNA of Meloidogyne enterolobii, 377 nucleotides long. The record is from the annotation of a GenBank genome assembly. NCBI's taxonomy places the organism in Eukaryota, Metazoa, Nematoda, Chromadorea, Rhabditida, Meloidogynidae.